AAAUACAUUUUAAAGAUUAUUGAGUUUUGGAGGAGUCUAGCAGACCUCCAAGAACAAAAAUUACUCUUCGGGAUAAUAAAAUAAAACGUUUCCACAAUGUCCAUUGUAGAGUCAGAAAUUGCUAGACUUGCAAAGAAACAGGAAAAUAGCACGCAUAGGGAAAGAAUUCACUUGAUAGAAACUGACCAGGAGAUGGCUCAGGUAUUAGACUUAAAAUGCAAAGACAUGUCAGCAGUUAUGCUGAUGAAGUUUAAAGGCUUGAUGGAAGAUCUGGACUUAAUGGUUGAUGAGAUAAGGGAAUCCCUUAAAAAGGACUUAAAGGAAAUGUUAGGAGUAGAAAGUAAAAUGCCUGAAGUGAAGAAUAUAAAUAACUCCAGUACUAAAAAGGAGUUGCAACAAAUAAAAGGUUUAGCCAUGCAAAAAACAGGGUUGCUAGAGAAGAUAGUAGGAGCAAACUCUGAAAUAGUUGAAGCUACUGAAAAGUUGACUUGUAAAAGAAAAGAAGUGAGCGAGCCGAGUAGCCAGUUAGACAGACUUGAAGAGUAUAGUACAGACCAAGGUAAGGAAUUGGCCCUUGAUAAAUCACAAAAUGACAAAGUCAUGGGAAGUGUGGAAGAAGCCAUAAGCAAUCUAGACAACAAUUGCAAAGAACAGAGUAUCCAUAUGGAAGUAACACGAGAGAUUGGAGAAGAUGAACUGGUCAAAGAAAAAGUCCCUCAGAACUCAAAGAAUACAGAGAAAAUUCUAAAAACCUCCAGAGAAGAUGGAGCGAUACUUACUUUGGCAGCAGACUUUUCAUCAGCAACACUGGACAUUAGUAAGCAGUGGAGUAACAUCUUCAGCAUUCUGAGGGAAAAUGAUUUUGAACCUGAAGUUCUGUGCCAAGUUAAAUUAAUACUUAAGUGUGAUGGUGAAGUAAGGACCUUUGCAGAUAUGCAAAGUCUCAGCAGUUUUACUAGCCAAAAACCAUUUCUGAAGGAAUUACUGAAAGAUAUACUCCCACAAAAGGAAAAAAAGAAAGGAAGAAGGUAUGGGAUUCAAGAGAAAGUGGUAAGUAUACAGAUCUAUGGAGCUUAUGUACAGAGAAUAAGUAAUGAGGUAAAGGUUGCACAGCCAGAGGAGGUGAUCAACUUAGAGACUCAGGAAGAAGAGGCUUCAGAGCUAGAAGAGGAAGAAGAGGCUUCAGGCCUGGAAGAGGAGGAUGAAGAGACUUCAGAGCUGGAGGAAGAGGACGAAGAGGAGACUUCAGGGAUGGAGGAGGAGGGAGAAGAAAAAGCUUCAGUAUUAUUAUUCACCCACUAA
Messenger RNA from Neogale vison (American mink), 1302 nucleotides. It is a transcript of the gene L1TD1, whose product is annotated as LINE1 type transposase domain containing 1. The record is from RefSeq and is a predicted model, not a curated record. Bases 97 to 1302 code for a protein of 401 amino acids. The transcript is spliced from 3 exons. NCBI's taxonomy places the organism in Eukaryota, Metazoa, Chordata, Mammalia, Carnivora, Mustelidae.